AUGCCACCCACUACGCAGGUUGAUAUUAUAGAGCAGUUGCUGAGCCACCUGGAGCUAGCCAAGGGGCAGAACACGCAGCUGCGAGAGGGCCUGCUGCGGGCCCGGCACCACACGCCUUUGCUGGUGGUCAACCCCCUCGGCGGGCCGCGCAACACUGAGUGGCAACUGGCAUCGCUUCUGUCAGCCCUGCUGUGCGUGUGGGCGCUUACCCGCAGCGCAAGGGGACGGCGGCGGGAGCGGCAGCUGCAGCAGCUGCUGCGCGACAAGGAGGCUGCCUGGCGUCGCUGCAUCGACUUUCUGGCACGAUCAGCGGAGCAGACUGCUGCUGGCGCAGCGUUGCCUGAGGUCGAAGUGAACGGCCAGACCGACACGGACCAGCAUCGGUGGCGCGCCCACCUGUCUGAGGCCGUCGCGGCGCGCUGCGACGGCGUCAAGCGCGCGCUCGACCAGCGCGACGGCGCGGCGAUGCUCGCGGCGGCGCAGGCGCUGCAGGAUGACGCCCAGGAGCAGCAGCGCGUGCGCCACGACCAGCGGGCGCGCACCCCGCUUGCCAAGUCGCCGACGCCGCGCCGGCGCGGCGCGCCGGAUGCAGCUGCGGCGACUGGCGACGCCGCGGCGGCGCUGCGCGCGGAGUUGGCGGCGCUGGGGCAGCAGCAGCAGGAGGCCGAAGUCCUGCGCGCCAAGCUGGCCUCACGCGUCGCCGCGCUCAGGGAGCGCGCGGCGGAGCUUGGGGAGCUGCACUCGGAAAAGAAGGCGCUGGAGGACAAGGUGGCGUCCCUGCAGGCCGAGGUUGCAGGCUUGGAUGACCUGCGGCGCGAGCACGCGUCACUCGAGGCCGCCGCGGCACGGGGGGAGGGCCUUGCCGCGCUGAACAGCGAGCUGCGCCUCGCCCUGCUGGGCGCGGACGGCGCAGCCGAGGAGCACGCACAGCUGUCGCGCGCGGCGUCAGAGGUGGAGGCGCUGAUCGCGCAGAGCGGGGAGCUGCGGGAGCGGCUGCAGGAUGCAGAGGGCGUGCAGGCGGAGCACGAAAGGCUGCUGGAGCAGGUGCAGGAGCUGGAGCAGCUGCGGGCAGAGAAUGCCGACAUGGCGGCGCUAGUGGCGCAGCUGCAGGUGCUGCGUCGCGAGCGGACUGAACUGGGGGAGCUGGUGCAGCAGGCUGAGGCGCUGCGCGUUGAGAACGCCGCAUUGCACCGCCGCAGCGCGCGGCUCCCUAUUCUGCAGGAAGAGAACGAGCGGCUCCAGGCCGACGCUGGUUCUGUGGAGGACCUGCUGCGCCAGAACGCAGAGCUGCAAGCCGAUGCUGAUGCCGCCCAGGAGCUGCGCGAAAGGGCCACUCGCCUGCGCGAGCAGGCCCUCCGCCUGCCGGCGCUGCAGCACGAGGCGCGCGACGCGGAGCGCGACGCGCGGGAGGCCGACGCCGCGCGCGCCCGCGCGGAGCAGGCCACCGCCGCCGCGGCCGGCGCGCGGGCGCGCGCGGAGGCGCUGAGGGCCGAGGCCGCGGAGGCGCUCGCGCUCAGGCGCGAGGCGGACGAGCUCGCGCCCGCGGCGGAGGAGGCGCGCGCGGCGCGGGCGCGGGUGCAGGCGCUGCGGGCGGAGGCGGAGCGGCUGCCGGCCCUGCUGGAGGAGCUGCGCCGGGCGCAAGCAGAGGAGGAGGAGGCGCGGCAGGCGCAGUCGGCGCUGCAGCGAAAGGCCGCGGAGGUCGAAAGCCUGCGUGCCCAGUGCGGGGCGCUGGCCGGCGCGGCCCGCGAGGCGGAGCGGCUGCGCGCCGAGGCCGACGCCCUCCGUGCCGAGGCAGGGGAGCUGCAGCAGCUGGCGCGAGACGCGGAGGACCUCAAGAGCCAGGUGUCCGCCCUGCGCGCCGCAGCCAGCGAGGCGCCGGCCCUGCAGGAGGAGGCGGAGCGCCUCGCCGCCGAGCUGCAGCAGCGGGGCGCCAGCGACGCCGCGCGGCGCGCGGCGCUCGAGGCGCAGUGGCGCGAGGUGAAAGAGCGGGGGCAGCAGCUGGAGACUGAGUAUGGGCGGCUGGCGGCGAUGCGGGAGGAGCAGGAGGCGGCAGCUGCGCGGGCGGGCGAGCUCCGAGAGCAGGUGGCGCGACUUCGGGAGGCCGCGGCCGCGCUGCCGGGCCUGCAGGAGGAGCACGACAAGCUGCUGCUGCUGGCUGACAAGGCGGCGGGGCUGCGCAGCCGCAACGCGCAGCUGAGCGAGCAGGCGCUGGAGCUGCCGUCCCUCAAGAAGAUCCAGGGGGAGCUGAAGCAGCAGGUGCAGGAGCUGCACUGCAUCAAGGAGGAGGUCGACGCGAUGAAGGCGCAGGGCCAGGACUACAUGCGUGCAAUCAGCGGCGCGUCCGGCUCCCAGGGCGCAGCCGCGUCGCCCCGGCCCCCGCGCGCCCCAGGCACGGCGUCUGCAAAGGAGCAGCAGCAGCAGCAACAACAACACGCGCUCUCGCAGCAAGCGCGGCAGCCGCAGGAGCAGCAGCAGCAGCAGCAGCAUCGGCAUAGCAGCACCGGCGACCAGCGCCAGACCACCCCCCGGCCAGCGGUCGCGCAGCCCCAUGUGGCAGCCACGCCCUCCACCUCUGCUCGCACGCCCUCGCCCUCGCCCUCCGCGCACCUCGACCUCUCGUCGCUCCUCGGCGCUGCCGCGGGCGCCGCCGCGGGCGCAACGCCGGCGGCGCAGGCGCGCGCGCUCGCGGCCGGCCUGGGCGGCCUCAGCCCGAGCCUGUUGACGCCCUCGACCUUGGCCGCGAUCUCCGCCGCGGGUGCGGCGGCGUGGCAGACGGGGCAGGCGGCGCCGCGCGGCUUGGCCAGCGCGGGCGCAGGCGCGGGCAGCGCGGCGCCGGGGUCGCCGAGCGGCAACCUGGCGGCGAUCCGUGCAAAGCUGCAGGUGCUGAAAGACCAGCUGGCCUCCAAAAUGGCGACGGCCAGCACCGAGAAGCGCGCCAAGAUCGAGGCGCAGCUCGCGCGGUUGGAGAAGAACCUCGCAUACGUGGAAGAGCAGCGGGGGCUUGCCCAGCAGGCCAUCCGCUACAGCAUGGCGUCGAUCACAAGCCCGAGCGCAAGCAGCGCCAGCGGCGGCGCGCCCGCCGCGUCCACGCCGCGCGCGUCGGCGGCCAGCAGCCGUCUGCAGAGCCACUAUUCGGCGUCGGGCUCCAAUUCGACGCCUGCGGCGGCGGUGGCGGCGGCGGCGGCGGGAGCAGGCGCGUCCGGCGCGGGGGCUGCGGGCGUGACGCCUGUGGGCAGCAGGGGCGGCUCGCGGCGAACCAGCGACGCGGCCGGCGGCGGCGGGGGCAACGGGACGCCGUAUUACACGCCUCCCGCGCCGCAGCACCAGCGGUCGUGGGGCAGCAGCCGCGGCGGCGGCGGCGGCGGCGGGGCCGGCGAGUAG
This is a messenger RNA of Monoraphidium neglectum, 3381 nucleotides long. RefSeq lists its product as hypothetical. The coding region runs from base 1 to 3381 and encodes 1126 amino acids. Lineage: Eukaryota; Viridiplantae; Chlorophyta; Chlorophyceae; Sphaeropleales; Selenastraceae. The transcript has 14 exons. The record is from RefSeq and is a predicted model, not a curated record.